This is a messenger RNA of Metarhizium album ARSEF 1941, 2700 nucleotides long. RefSeq names its product 26S proteasome regulatory subunit rpn1. Bases 1 to 2700 code for a protein of 899 amino acids. NCBI's taxonomy places the organism in Eukaryota, Fungi, Ascomycota, Sordariomycetes, Hypocreales, Clavicipitaceae. Gene Ontology annotation, cellular component: proteasome storage granule; proteasome complex; proteasome regulatory particle, base subcomplex. Gene Ontology annotation, molecular function: enzyme regulator activity. Gene Ontology annotation, biological process: regulation of protein catabolic process; proteasome-mediated ubiquitin-dependent protein catabolic process. The transcript is spliced from 4 exons. The record is from RefSeq and is a predicted model, not a curated record.
AUGGCUCAAGACACCGAUGCUCCCAAGGCGGUAGACAAGGGGAAGGGAAAGGCCGUGGAUGAUUCCAAAGAUGAGAAGAAGCCUAUUUUGAACGGCAAGAAAGAAGAUGACAAGAAGGAUGCCGUCGAGGAGGAGUUGAGUGAGGAGGACCAGCAGCUCCAAAGCGAACUAGAAAUGAUAGUGGAGCGAUUAACAGAAUCGAACACAGAACUCUACAAGACAGCACUAGAGGCAAUGAAGACUUCGAUCAAAACUUCGACGUCAUCAAUGACAGCAGUGCCAAAGCCUCUGAAGUUCUUACGACCACACUAUGAGACCUUGUCCAAAUUGUACGCGGAAUGGCCUGCCGGCGGGAACAAGACAUCGCUGGCUGAUGUGCUAUCUGUGAUUGGCAUGACCUUCUCCGACGAGGACACGCAGGAUACACUCAAAUAUCGCCUUCUCGCUCCAACUUCUGAUAUUAGCUCUUGGGGACAUGAAUAUGUGCGACAUUUGGCUUUGGAGAUCGGCGAGGUCUAUGGAAAACGAAUUACUGCUGACGAGUCCACCUCGGACCUGAUCGACCUUGCUCUCAUUCUGGUGCCGCUCUUCAUCAAGAGCAAUGCGGAGGCCGAUGCUGUCGAUCUUAUGAGUGAACUUGAAAUCAUUGAGCAGAUUGCGAAAUUCGUUGAUGAGAACACCUACGCCAGAGUCUGCUUGUACAUGGUCAGCAUGGUGAAUCUACUCACCUACCCAGACAACGAGACUUUCCUCCGAACCGCCCACAACAUAUAUAUGGAGUACAAACAGCUUACUCAGGCUAUCGUUCUCGCUAUUCGAUUGCGCGAUGUCGAUCUAAUCAAGUCCGAUUUCGAUAAAGCCGAGGACCCAACCCUGAAGAAGCAGCUAGCCUUCCUUGUCGCGCGUCAAAGAAUCGUAUUGGAUCUACCUGAAGACAACGAGAAUGAGCAGGUCAUCUUGGAAUGCGCCUCAAAUCUUAAGCUCUCGGAACACUUCAAGUCUCUCGGCAAAGAGUUGAAUAUUUUGGAUCCCAAAAGUACUGAAGAUAUCUACAAGAGCCACCUUGAAAGCAGUCGGGUAGCUGGCAUGACUAAUCUUGAUUCGGCCAGACACAACCUGGCUGCUGCAUUCGUCAACGCAUUUGUCAAUGCUGGCUUUGGUAAUGACAAGAUGAUGUUGAUAGAGGGCGAAAAGGAGAGUUGGGUGUGGAAGACCAAGGCUGAUGGUAUGAUGUCGACGGUCGCUUCUAUGGGCACUUUGUUGCUUUGGGACAUCGAGAAUGGCCUGGACAAGAUCGACAAGUAUACAUACUCUGCUGAACCUGAAAUUUCGGCUGGAGCUAUGCUGGCCAUUGGUAUCAUGAACUCGGGUGUUCGGAUAGACUCAGAGCCUGCGCUGGCUCUGCUAGGAGAUGCUGAGAAGUUGCACCAUUCAAACCCCUUGAUCCGAACCGCCUGCAUCAUGGGCUUGGGCUUGUCAUACGCCGGCUCGAACAAGGAGGACUUGCUCGAGCUUCUGUUGCCGAUUAUUGGCGAUUCAUCACAAGACAUGCAAAUUUCUGCCAUGGCAGCUCUGUCGUGCGGCCUGAUCUUUGUGGGCUCAUCCCACCCUGAGGUUACCGAAGCUAUUAUUGCGACGUUGAUGGAUGACGAACGAAAGAACCAGCUGACAGACAAGUGGACUCGAUUCCUCGCUCUCGGCUUGGGGUUGCUCUACUUCGGCAGACAAGAGGAUGUGGACGUGAUUCUGGAGACUUUGAAGGCGGUAGAACACCCCAUGGCCAAGCCGACGGCUGUUCUGGCAGAGAUUUGUGCAUGGGCAGGCACUGGAGCAGUGCUCAAGAUCCAGGAGCUGCUGCAUAUUUGCAACGAGCACAAGGAAGAGUCGGAUGACAAGAAAGGCGAUGAGCUGCUGCAAGCGUAUGCCGUCAUUGGUAUUGCGUUGGUGGCCAUGGGAGAGGACAUUGGCCAGGAAAUGGUUCUGAGACAGUUCGGCCAUCUCAUGCACUAUGGCGAGGCAAACAUUCGAAAGGCCGUCCCGUUGGCCAUGGGUCUUAUCAGUCCAAGUAACCCGCAAAUGAAGGUCUACGAUACACUCUCAAGAUACAGCCAUGACAACGACCCGGAGGUUGCCAUCAACGCAAUAUUUGCCAUGGGGAUGCUCGGCGCAGGAACCAACAAUGCCCGAUUGGCACAGCUUCUCAGACAACUGGCAAGCUACUACCACCGCGACCAGGAUGCUCUUUUCAUGGUCCGAAUUGCUCAGGGCCUACUGCACAUGGGCAAGGGCACACUGUCCAUCAACCCCUUCCACACCGACCGCCAGGUCCUUUCGCAGGUCUCUACCGCAGGGCUGCUAGCCACAAUGAUCGCCCUGAUCGACCCCAAAGAGUUCAUCACGGCCGGCUCCCACUACCUGCUCUACUUCCUCGUCACUGCUAUGCACCCUCGUUUCUUGGUCACUCUGGACGAGCAGCUUAAGCCUCUCAAGGUCAACGUGCGUGUCGGUCAGGCCGUAGAUGUUGUCGGACAAGCUGGUCGUCCCAAGACCAUUACUGGAUGGCAGACACAAAGCACACCCGUCCUGUUGGGCUACGGAGAGCGGGCGGAGCUCGAGGACGAGGAGUACAUCAGCUUGAACGGUACUCUAGAGGGCUUGGUAAUUCUACGAAAGAACCCUGAGUGGGAAGAUGGACAAUAA